Molecule: messenger RNA, 2355 nt
Organism: Oncorhynchus gorbuscha (pink salmon)
Lineage: Eukaryota; Metazoa; Chordata; Actinopteri; Salmoniformes; Salmonidae
Product: protein jagunal homolog 1-B-like
Exons: 3
Coding region: 148-699 (183 amino acids)
Biological process (GO): endoplasmic reticulum organization; vesicle-mediated transport; granulocyte colony-stimulating factor signaling pathway
Cellular component (GO): endoplasmic reticulum membrane
Source: RefSeq, a predicted model, not a curated record
UCAUCUGUCCAAUCACAGACUGAAUAGUCAACACUUCCGUAUUGCACAUGUCUACGGGAGAAAGGAGGAAUGUCCACCGAGUUUCGUCAUUGAGCGUGUAACAACUACUGUUGUACUGAACAUACAUUUUUUGGACAGGCAGUAACCAUGGCUUCCCGAGCUGGACCUCGAGCUACUGGCACAGAUGGAAGUGACUUUCAGCACCGCGAGAGAGUGGCCUCACACUACCAGAUGAGUGUCGCCCUCAAGUCCGAGAUCCGUAAGCUGAACAUCGUCCAUGUUCUGAUCUGGCUCCUCUUAGCUGCCCAGGUGACAGUGAGCCAGCUGAACCUGGUGUCCCACAGUGUGGUGGCUGCUCCCUACCAGUGGGAGUACCCCUACCUGCUGAGUAUCAUCCCCUCCCUCUUCAGCUUCAUGGCCCUGCCCAAAAACAACAUCAGCUACCUGGUGAUCUCCAUGAUCAGUGCCGGCCUCUUCUGCAUAGCACCGCUCAUCUACGGGGGCAUGGAGAUGUUCCCGGUGGCCCAGCUGCUGUACCGCCACGGCAAGGCCUACCGCUUCAUCUUCGGCUUCUCUGCCGUGUCCGUCAUGUACCUGGUGAUGGUGAUCGCGGUGCAGGUGCACGGCUGGCAGAUCUACUACAGCAAGAAACUGCUGGACGCCUGGUUCACCUCCACACAAGACAAGAAGAAGAAAUGAGGACUAAAUUAUUUAAACAACUGACAAGGAAUGACUAUUGCUGCCUGCUGCUGCUUGACACCACUUCUAGGCCCAUCUAUAUUUGAAUUCUACAUCCCCAUCUCACCAUCCCUAAUUGAUAGUUGUAGGACUAAUUGGAAUACUCAGCAGGCUGUCCUGUCGUCUUCCUGGUAAACCCUCUAACCUCCAUUAUCUCAUCUCCUGGCUCUGGUGCCUGUGGACAGAUUAAGACUUGAGUUGUCUAUCUGAGACUCCAGGGUUUAAUGUUGACCUGUCCUGCUGCCUUUAGAAACCCAUCCUCUUAUAUCUCAUCCUGAUCUAUGGAGCUGGCUGCCAUAAUCUGUCCUGCAAGGGAUAGUACGCCAGUAUUAGCCAUAUGUUCCAAUUAUCUCUCCUUUCUCCACAAGUUUGCACUUGUUCACUGAUUUGAAAGGGAAUGACUGGAAUAAUAAAUAUGGUAGAAACUCCCACUAGACCAGGGAUAGGCACCUUUGAUGGGGUGGGGACCAUAAAACAUCAACUCAUCAUGCCGCAGUAGCUCGCGGGUCUACCUAACCUUGGGGCGGCAGGUAGCCUAGUGGUUAGAGCGUUGGAUAAGUAACCGAAAGGUUGCAAGAUCAAAUCUCUGAGCUAACAAGGUAAAAAUCUGUUAUCCUGCCCCAGUUGUUCAGGGGCACUGUGCCUACGCCGUCAUUGAAAAUAACAAUUUGUUCUUAACUGACUUGCCUAGUUAAAUAAAGGUUAAAUAAAUAAACUCAUCCAUACCCACACAUACAGUCAGAGCCGGCCCUAGCCUUUUGGGUGCCCCAAGUGAAACCUUGCGAGCACAAAGUUUUAGUUUUAGAAUUAAUUUCCUGAUAUUCUACACAAUUUGCCAUGGCGAGGAGAGAUUUUGUAACUUAACUCAUUUCAUGGAAUUCUAAUAAUUUGCAAUUGGGUGGAGAGAAAUGUGCAGUUUUUUAGCUAAUUUCUGGAAAUUUUUCACCCAACUAUAGGAUGGAGAGAAAUGUUUGCAGUUUUUAUUAUGAUAUCUGAGUGAGAAUGACCCUCCCCAGUUGGUAAUUCGACCAUGAUUACUACAAUUUUAGAUCGCUGGCUAGACUAUCUUACCAGUCUAAACAAAUGUUUGCUGACAUGGGCUAAUUGAGUGACUCUCAGGUGACUGACAUAACAAGAGAGAAACUGCUGAUGCACAACCAAACAUUGAAAUUGCACCUUGUGGUUUCUACUAUUCUAACUUUCAACAACUUAGAGAACCCGACUGAGUUCAUCAUUCUUUUCCUUUCAUUUUUGGAAAUGUAUUUGCGGGCCUACACCAGACCAGCAGUUCACCAUCCCUGCUAUGGACAGUGCCUCUGCGAAUCCAAUGUUUUUAGAUUUGUGGGUGAAAUAGUGAACGAGUGUACACUUCAGGAGGCAGGCGUUAUAAUUGGGACAUACCCAAGACUAGAUCAGGGCAUGAUGUGGCCUUAAAGAGAGGAGCCAUCCAGAGCUGAACGGAAAGGGUUAAGAGAAAGGCGAGAGCAGUGGUCAGAUUGCAUCCAUAUGGUUGUGUGCUGCUGUCAAAUGCACAUUUUCAUGUUGACAGUACUCAACAAUUCAAUUGUUUCUAAAUGAGAUGUACAUUGUUAAAUACCAAUAAAUGGCUAUGCUGUA